AUGACCCAGGCCCCCGACAAUAUGGAGGACCCUCUUAACCUGGGCGGCGGCUGCGGCUGGGCAUCCUCGGGCCCCUUGCCCAACUGGUCCACCUGCCCCCGGAGGCGCAGGGGCGCUCCGAUGUACAAGCGGCGGCAGCGCUACGGCCCCAAGGCGGAGUAUGAGCCCCCGAGGAAGCAGCCCAAGUACCAUUAUGGCCGGGGCCCCUGGUUCCAACCGCCCCGACGGCCCGCUUGGGCCAUGUAUUCCCACUGGGGGCACUGGGGAGGGCCCUGGCACCCUCCUCCUACCACAUUCCGGAAGCCCCCGAGACAGGUGCAAGUGAUCCGAGUGUAUGGCCUGCCUCCAUUCUGCCUCUGCUGCUGCUCCUGCUGGUGCGGGCCCUGGAACCCCUGCUGGAUGAGACCCCCAGGCAGGAAGAAGCGCUGGGGUCGCAGGGGCCGCGGCCUGCGUCGCCCCUCUCGCCGCCCCUUACCGAAGAACCCACCAGCGGAGCUGAACAAGCUCCUUCGUCCCGUCAACGUGUACGGGUGGCAGGCGCCCGGAAUGCGUGCGCCGCCCAACACCACGCAGUUCAUCAUGAACCAGAUUUACGAGGACAUGAGGCAGCAAGAGAAGCUGGACCGCCAGCAGGAGGCGCUGCGCAUGCAGCAGGCCCAAGCCGGAGGCCAGGCCUCCCCAGCGGGCUCCUCCGGAAACGAUGUGCCCUCCGUUGGCGGCGAGGAAGAAACCUUUUAUGGCUUUGCGCAAAAUCCCUCUCUACUACUCAGUCCCGCCCCAGAGGAGGAAAUGCAGUCGCUCAUCCCGCAACUGGUGGAGGAAGAGGAAGAGAAAAAUGAAGAGAAGUAUGACAAGGUGGUGUACGAUGCAAGAGAGGAGAGUGAGGAGGAAGAAGCUGAGGAAGAGGCGGAGGAGGAGGAGGAGGAGGAGGUCGAAGAGGCUGACUAUAUGGAGGAGGGGGAGGAGGAAGAGGAAGCAGAAGAGGAUGAGGGGCUAGUUCCGCAGGAGGAUGGGCAGAGAGAGGAAGAAAACCCCUUGCCUCUGGAAAUGCCUUUAUCAGUCUUAGUAGGGGAUGAAGAAGAGAGAGAGGACUUUGUAAGCUAUGCUUAUUUCAGCCCAGAACAGAUAAUUCCCCAGUUGCCACAGGAUGCUCUAUUCUUGGUACCGGACAUUAACUGUUAG
Lepus europaeus (European hare) is the source of this 1182-nucleotide messenger RNA. RefSeq names its product coiled-coil glutamate rich protein 1 (gene CCER1). The record is from RefSeq and is a predicted model, not a curated record. The transcript has a single exon. The coding region runs from base 1 to 1182 and encodes 393 amino acids. NCBI's taxonomy places the organism in Eukaryota, Metazoa, Chordata, Mammalia, Lagomorpha, Leporidae.